AUGCGUCCAACUCCGGUCCUUGACCAAUUCCUCGGCAGUUUGCAGGAAUUGGUUCAGAACCGCGAUGGCGCCAAAGUCCAGGACUUCCUGCAACUCGAGCCGCCGCUCUCGGAUAUCUACCAGCGCAUGACCGUUGAAUUACAACAAAACUACCCCCCGGGCUCAAAGACCGACACCGAACUUCUUCAACGAUGUGAGCCCCUUGUGCCGCGAUCGAAGAGUGGCUCAUGGACCGCUUUCCCGACUUUCGUCAAGCUUUACCUGGUCUUUCUGCGUGAUAUGAACACCGACAACUUACUGGAAACAUACAAUCAAUUGAAGGCGCUGCUCAAUCAAUGUGUGCUCGCCCUCGGAGAUAGUCAAAUGGGAGUUGUCGUCCUUCCUACGGUUCUUUACUUGGCCAAGGUACUGGCAAAAUUGGCCAUGGGCCUCGAUCGUCGGCCAGACUUGAUCGCGCAUAUCCGACGAAUGGAAGGCCUGGGAGAUCAAGACGAAAGCACCGAGAAAGUGACCUUGGUGGAAAAAUCGGCCAACGUGGUGCGCGAAGCCUUCAUCAAGUGCCUCACUGAUCGCACCGGCACCCCCGGCCCGAAUGGUAAACCAGAGGGCAAGCGCAUCGGCAUCUACCUCAUGGCAAACCUAUGCCUCAAAUUGCUUUUCCAGUGCCCAGUCGCCCCCUUGGCCUACUUCCCAGCCUCACAACGUGUCACAUACCUCUACUAUCUCGGCCGCUACCUCUUUGCCAAUAAUCUUUUCUUCCCUGCCCGGAUCGCUUUGCAGGCCGCCUAUGACCAGUGCCACCGUCAAGCCAUAAGCCAACGACGCCUGAUCCUCUCGUAUCUCAUUCCGUGCAACAUAAUUUUGGGCCGAUUUCCAUCCCGGGCACUCUUGCAGCGACCAGAAUCUCAAGGACUCGCCGAACAUUUCCAACCUCUGUGUCAAUUGAUCAUCCGAGGAGAUUACCUGGCCUUCCGACAGCAUCUCCUCCUUGGCUCGCCGACCGCCGAGUGGUUUGUACGCAAAGGUAUCCUUUUCGCUCUUCGAAAUCGAUGUGAGAUUCUUGUAUGGCGAUCCUUUGCGCGCAAAGUUUUCAUGUAUGGGGGCUCAUGGGGAGGUCCGCAGGCGCAGGCGCAAAAGGGACCUCCUCCAGUCCUUAACCUCAAAAAGGUUGUUGCGGCUACGCGGUGGCUGCAGAUACAGCAUGCAUCACCAGAGAGUGGUGCGAUGGCGGCCUCCAAUCUCUACGGAUCACAGGUUGUUCUCGAACCUACAGAUAUCGAAUAUGAUCGCCUAGAAGAGGCAGAUGGAACUGCCACUCCCACCACAGAUCAAGAAAUACUGGCAAAAUAUGGUGAUUUCCUAGCCUCGGAUGGGUUUUAUGAUGAAGGAGGGGCUUCACAGCCCAAUGUACCGGGUCAGUUGAUUGACGGAGAGCCAGAAGAGGAUUACGGUGAUUGCGAGCUGGAUCCAUAUGCGUAUGACCUCGACGACAGGACAGAAUCAGAUCGAUGCGCCAUGAUGCAAGAGAUCGAAUCGAUUUUUGCAUCGUUGAUUACUCAAGGACUAAUGGGCGGGUACCUCCUCCACCGCGAGCCUCGAUUUGCCAUUCCAGGAGCCAAAAUCAAGGGUAUCUUGCCUACAGGGUUCCCCAACGUUUGGCAAACAAUCUCUGCGCGUGAAAGCAGUGAUUCCAGUGUCCCCGGUUGGGUUCAACCUCGGGCGCCAACUGGACUCGGAGCAGCGGGAGGUGGCAGGGUUGUGAAUCUCGCCGGAGCACGCCCCGUUGGCCUCCAGUAA
Messenger RNA from Penicillium paradoxum, 1797 nucleotides. RefSeq lists its product as uncharacterized. The coding region runs from base 1 to 1797 and encodes 598 amino acids. Gene Ontology annotation, cellular component: transcription export complex 2. Gene Ontology annotation, molecular function: double-stranded DNA binding; RNA binding. Lineage: Eukaryota; Fungi; Ascomycota; Eurotiomycetes; Eurotiales; Aspergillaceae. The transcript is spliced from 3 exons. Gene Ontology annotation, biological process: post-transcriptional tethering of RNA polymerase II gene DNA at nuclear periphery; poly(A)+ mRNA export from nucleus; transcription elongation by RNA polymerase II. The record is from RefSeq and is a predicted model, not a curated record.